Anastrepha obliqua is the source of this 1296-nucleotide messenger RNA. RefSeq lists its product as uncharacterized. The transcript has 3 exons. Lineage: Eukaryota; Metazoa; Arthropoda; Insecta; Diptera; Tephritidae. The record is from RefSeq and is a predicted model, not a curated record. Bases 79 to 1242 code for a protein of 387 amino acids.
UGAGUGCGAAGGUAGGCUCAGCGUAGAUAAAAUGCCAAAAUAGAAUUUCUUCAACGAUAUUCUAACGAUCGAAAGUGCAUGAUUUCUUCCACCUGUAUGGCCUGUAGCUUGAAGUUAAUUUAUAUUCGCAGAAUGUACGGCUACGAUCUAAACAAACGUGUACAAACUAUUUUUGCUGUUGCUGCCCUUUACGUGAUAUGCCUAAAAGCACACCAAAGUAAUGCAGCUGCCACAUUUGAUCGAAGCUUAGCUUACGCUAAAGCACAAGCCAUAAAGAAGUCUGGCGGCAACCCGGCUACAAGCUCUUAUUUUCAGCGCGACCCAUAUGGCCCUGAUACUUAUGCUUUUGGAUUUGAAGUGAACGAUAAUCGUACGGGAAAUGUGCAAUUCCGAGAUGAAAGACGUUACGUGAAUGGCAGCGUGCAAGGGUCAUUUGGGCAUGUGCGUCCAGAUGGACGAGUAAUUGUCACCCAUUUUUUGUCAGACAAUGAGCGAGGUUUUUUGCACGAUACUCGCACAUUUGAGGCAGGCGAACACGAGAAAUGGCAAGCGCAUUGGCCGACCAAACGACCAGAUAUACAUAUGCAACGUCCACACGAUAUGCCCACAGGAGCAGUGGUUUACGAUAAGGACCUUCAUUUAAAUUUGACUAAUAGUCAAACACCAGAACACCUAGCCAACGCAAUCAAAGAUCAACACGGAAUCGAUGUAAAUAUGAGUGGGAACGUGCACGAAAAUAUCGGGCAUGCGGCAGUGCAAGACAUUAUCGACGGUAAAAUACCACUGCAGACUGUACCUGGUAAAGCGGAAACUCAUAUCGGUUUUGAGACGGUAAAUGAUCUUUUACCUUCCGACUUCCCAAUCGUUCCAUUUAAAUUGCCAUCAAUGUUGGGUGAUGAAGUUGGAGAUAGCAAGCAGCAGAAGCCUGCCAAUGACGAGCAAGCGAAUAAAAAGAAUGUGCAGGACAAGUACAAUAAGGCCAAAGCAAAUAAUGCGGAAAAAAAUUUAAGUGUUGAUAUGCUCAAGAAAAACGUAACCCAGGCAGUGAAGCCCAAGACUGUUGAUGUUGGAACUAAAUCUAACAACAUCAACAGCCAGACUGUUACAGAGAAGCCAUUACCUUCGAACGUAACUCCAAAAGAUGCAGCAAGUGCUAAUGAUGCGUGGUAUCAGCAACUGAUCGAAGAUACGAGAAAUGAAUUUUUGAAUAAUUUACCCGAUUUGCAACAAGAGGGAUCAUAGACCUAAGUUUGUAUAUGUUUUUAUGUAUGUACUUACCCACGUAUUUUAGUAGUA